AUGGCGGCCCGGCCGCCCUGCCCGGUGCUGCGGCUGUGCCUGGCCGCGCUGCUGAGCCUGCGGGCGGCCAGCGCCCUGCCCCUGGCCCCCGGCCCGCGGGGCGAGGUGCAGGCGGCGGCUUUGCAGCGGCUGCGGGAGGUGUUCGACGUGGAGGAGCUGCCGCCCGACGUGCUGUCCCGCAGGAAGCCGCCGCAGUUCAUGGUGGAUCUCUUCAACAAGGUGGCCGACGCCCACGGCAUCACCCGCGCCCCGGGGCUGCUGCAGGGGGACGUGGUGCGGAGCUUCGAGGACAGAGCUCACGUGGACCAGCACCACUUCUACUUCGACAUCAGCGCGAUGGAGAAGGGCGAGCAGAUGCUGAAAGCGGAGUUCAGGGUCUUCAAGCUCAGGAUGACACGCGUGUCCAGAAGGUCCGACGUGAAACACUUCUGCAAAGUGGAAGUGUAUGAGCUCCUGGAGAGUGGAAGCAAGCCACAGAAAAAACAUCUCAUUGCGUCAAGAUUAUUGUCCCUGUAUACAGAAGGCUGGGAAGUCUUCAAUGUCACGCAGACAGUUUCCAGGUGGGUUGGAAACAGCAGAUCAAACCAUGGCUUUUUGAUAACAACGACACAUGUAUUCAACAAUAGAAUUGAACACAACCUGAUUAAGUUUGCCAAGAGCCAGGACACUUUGCAGGAGAGUAGAAAUGCUCUCCUUGUCCUCUUCACUAACAGUAACAAACGGAGGUCUCUCAACUUUGUACUGUCCUCCACAAAAUCAGAAAUAAACCCUGACAAAACUGAUGCUUCUCAUGUGCCUCAUGAAACUGAUGUCAUCAAAAGCAGCAGUGCAAGCAUGGACAGGAGACCUCGAGCUGCCCCAGUCCCUUCUGCCAAAGGCCAGGUAACAGCAUGUCAUCGAAGGGAACUCUACGUAGACUUCAAUGCUAUUGGCUGGUCAGGAUGGAUUAUUUAUCCAAGUGGAUACAAUGCAUUUUAUUGCAGAGGAUCCUGUCUCUUCCCUUUGGGGGAAAGUCUAAAUGCAACAAACCACGCUACAGUUCAGUCCAUCGUCCAUACACUGAAACUGUCUCAAGAUGUCAGCACGCCCUGCUGUGUGCCAGAUGAACUGAAGUCCCUCAACCUUCUCUACUUUGAUGACAAAGAGAAUGUGGUCCUUAAAAAUUAUAAAGACAUGGUGGCAACAAGGUGUGGUUGUCAUUAG
Molecule: messenger RNA, 1203 nt
Organism: Myiozetetes cayanensis
Lineage: Eukaryota; Metazoa; Chordata; Aves; Passeriformes; Tyrannidae
Product: bone morphogenetic protein 2-like
Exons: 5
Coding region: 1-1203 (400 amino acids)
Biological process (GO): SMAD protein signal transduction
Cellular component (GO): extracellular region
Molecular function (GO): growth factor activity; cytokine activity
Source: RefSeq, a predicted model, not a curated record